AUCCUGUUUACGCCCAACAACUCCUCACUGCCACAGUUCCUUUGUCCGGAUAAGCUUGACGUCAAACUUGAAGAUGGUAUGUUGUACAAAGCCGAGUACGUGUUUGGCUCUUGGGAAUGUACACAACGGUGGCCGCCUUGUCAGAACGUCCAGGUUCUGGGAAAAUCAUGCAUAUUAGAAAACGAAAUACAAGCUCUGCUGCUUGAGCACGAUGUGGAUCACGGCGAUUUCGAUCGAGAGGUGCUUCAAAAUGUGGAGAAUGCCGUCGCCAGUGGUGUGUUUGUUACCAGCACGGGCGAGCUGGGAUGGAAACCUACCCCAGAAAUGUAUGCGGGUCGUCGCGACUAUCGCGAUGCGCGUAUCUUUACCAUAGAUCCAACGACAGCCAAAGAUUUGGACGAUGCUCUUCACGUGACCAAGCUCGCGGACGGCCGCGUCGAAAUUGGUGUGCACAUUGCGGAUGUCUCCUACUUUGUGCGGCCCGAUUCGCCGGUAGACACGGAAGCCCAGUAUCGGGCCACGACGGUCUACUUGGUGGACAGGACGGUUCCCAUGUUACCCCGACCGCUAUGCGAAGUAGCCUGUAGUCUGAACGAAAACGUCGAACGUUUAGCCUUUUCUUGUGUUUGGACCAUGAAUGUGGACGGAACAGUUCGUCAGAAGAACGGAAAUCCGGACGUCUGGUAUGGAAGAAGCGUGAUUAAGUCCUGUGCUCGGCUGGACUACGCCACAGCCCAGAAUAUCAUUGAUGGUAAGGUCGGACGAGGAGAGUCGGACAAGGCAAUUGACGAAGCUCUUUGGCCGGAAAGUCGGCGCCCAACCGGCGGACACACAACUGCCCAGGUAGCUCAAGAUGUACGGCUCAUGCAUCGUGUCGCCAUGGCUCGUCGACAGUUGCGUUUUGACAAUGGCGCCCUUGCCUUGAAUGGCAUUAAACUUACAUUUCAACUAGAUACAGACGGUCAAACACCACUUUUGGCGGCACCGUAUCCACUGAGGGAUUCAAACAGGCUGGUAGAAGAGUACAUGCUCAUGGCAAACUACCUGGUGGCAGAGCGCUUAAUCACGCAUACUGGUAGACGCGCCAUGUUGCGGCGCCAUCCCGAACCCCUGGAAGAUGGGUUGGACAAGGUUGCAAGCGUGGCCAAGGCUGGGAUGGGAUUCAACGUGGACAUUUCGUCGAGUCAGGCACUACAUGCGUCAUUAUGUCGCUUGGGCCGUGAAUGUAGCGACCCACUCGUCUUGCAGUGUGUGACGCAGAUGCUGAUGACACCUAUGCAACCGGCCGACUACUUUGCGGCGGGUACGAUGGACAUGGCGGCCUGGAAACAUUUCGCCCUGAAUAUUCCCUACUAUACUCAUUUUACGAGCCCAAUUCGUCGAUAUGCCGAUGUUAUUGUCCAUCGACUGUUGCAGGCUACCAUUGACGGUCCGGAAGCGGUUCAAACUUUUCCUUUGGACACCGAUGCGGUCGAAUCCAUUGCUGCGCACUGCAACGAAAAGCGCAUGGCUUCCAAGAAAGCACAAGAGCGGUGCGAUCGCGUAUUUUUGUCUCUGUUUGUCAAAGCAAAACCAAUGAAAUCCCAGCUUGGUAUCGUUUUGUCGGUGGGUGUAUCCACCUUUACAGUCUUUGUGCCGAGCUUAGGUAUUGCUGUUUUGCUCUUUUUGGAGGAGCACAAGGAUACCUUGACAUUCACAGCCGGAGGAGAUGAGUUUGGUGGCCGCCAUAUAGUUUUGGAGCAGCAGACUCAGGUGCAAGGGCAGCCGAUCGAGCCGUGGGGUAAUGUUUUGGAGAUCCGUGUGUUCACAAAAUUACGUGUGACCGUCUUUUGCAAAAGCAAGCCACCUAUUGACGUC
Molecule: messenger RNA, 1857 nt
Organism: Phaeodactylum tricornutum CCAP 1055/1
Lineage: Eukaryota; Bacillariophyta; Bacillariophyceae; Surirellales; Neidiaceae
Exons: 1
Biological process (GO): mRNA catabolic process
Cellular component (GO): exosome (RNase complex); P-body
Molecular function (GO): 3'-5'-RNA exonuclease activity; RNA binding
Source: RefSeq, a predicted model, not a curated record